AUGUUACUUAGCGAUGUGGUGAAACGACUCAGAUUACUGGCACCGUUGCAGUUUUGUGAAAAGUGGGAUAAUGUGGGCAUGCUGGUUGAAAGUAGUGCUGAAAAGCCAGUUGAUCGAGUGUUGCUGACGAAUGACCUCACUGCAGAUGUCCUGAACGAGGCUGUACAAAACUGUUGUCAGUUGAUUGUUUCCUAUCAUCCGUUUAUUUUUAAACCGAUCACAAAACUCAGGCGAUCUAAUUGGAAGGAACGUCUGAUAUUAGACUGCAUUCAAAGUGAUAUCUCUGUAUAUUCACCGCAUACAUCAUGGGAUGCUGUUUCGUGGAUGAAUAAUCUUAACAUAAUCAAGAGCUCUCUAGGUAAACCAGAGAUGAAAAUUGGGGAAUUGUUACCAUCAUUAGCUUCAUUAUAUCCACCUAGUUUCGAAGCCAAAGGAAUGCUAUACGUGAACACGUUUGUUGGUGAGAGCUUCAACCAGAAUCUUCCGACGUUAUACGAAACUAUUUCCAAAACUACCGGGGAUGAGUUUGCGAUGGCUCGGAAUGGACCCGAACAAGAUAGCGUUGAAGUGUUAUCAAAUUACAACAUUGCAAAAGAUCUGCCAAUGAAACCAUCUUCUGUGAAAGAUUUCGGUGUUAAAUUUUCACAUGCGUUUGGAUGCGGCCUGAAACUUGAACUUUCCGCUAGCAAACUCCGUGAAACAGAUAUCAUCGCAAAUAUCAAACAUUUUCUCGACUUGAGAUAUGUGCGAUACUCUCCGGGAGACAAAAGAAGCUCUGAGUCAGUGGUGACCAGUAUAGCAGUGUGCGCUGGAUCCGGUGGCAGCGUGCUGCGCGAUGUUUUUGGCACAGUUGAUUUGGUUGUUACUGGAGAAAUGUCACACCACGAAGUUCUCGAUGCAAAAUUCAACGGCACAUCUGUGAUUUUGACGGAGCAUAGUAAUAGUGAGAGGAAAUUUCUAACAGAGUUCAAAAGCACUGUUGAAAAUAUUAAGCUGCUGCCUAAUUGCGAACUGCUCAUUUCUGAAUUGGACAAAGAUCCAUUAGAUGUAUAUUGAAAGUAAUAAAAUUUAUGAUUUGAACUAU
This is a messenger RNA of Symsagittifera roscoffensis, 1084 nucleotides long. RefSeq names its product NIF3-like protein 1. Gene Ontology annotation, cellular component: cytoplasm; mitochondrion. Bases 1 to 1056 code for a protein of 351 amino acids. Lineage: Eukaryota; Metazoa; Xenacoelomorpha; Acoela; Convolutidae. The record is from RefSeq and is a predicted model, not a curated record. The transcript has a single exon.